UUUCAUGCAGAAUUAAAAUGAUGAGCUCUUUGGUUAGUCAGGAGUCUGAUGCAGAAUUAGGAAGCCAUCAACCUUCUUCUAACAGCCAUACUCCGGUUUUAGUUUCCUCGGCGACAUACCGUUCCUUCUCUCCAUCACGCCGGCUGUUCUGUCUUCUUGCGGCCUUCGAUUUUCUAGCAACUUUAUUUAUUUGGAUUUUGUACGCUCAUGCUUAUAAUGAUUUCAAAAGUACACUUAGAAAGGACGUCGUUCAAUACAGCUUUAAAAAAUCAUUGUUUGAUAUUGUGCUGCUGGCAUUUUUGCGGAUGACAAUUCUUCUUCUUGCGUAUGCUCUUUUUGUCAGUCGCAAAUGGUAUGCUGUAGCGGCCACAACUGCCAUUACCACUGCCUUUCUUCUUAUUAAAGUUGUAUUAAUGUCAUUUCAAGUAAGUAAAUAUCUAUUUUCUGUAUGCACCACAAACAGCAAGCUUCAUGUACAGUUAAGUGGUUUUGAGUGUAUCUCCUGAGAUGAUAUAAUUUGCUCUAUAUACAGCUUUAGGUUUAGUCCAAACAUAUCACGCUACAAUACAUACUGAGCCUUUUUGAAAA
Molecule: messenger RNA, 588 nt
Organism: Orbicella faveolata
Lineage: Eukaryota; Metazoa; Cnidaria; Anthozoa; Scleractinia; Merulinidae
Product: stAR-related lipid transfer protein 3-like
Cellular component (GO): lysosomal membrane; endoplasmic reticulum membrane; late endosome membrane
Molecular function (GO): lipid binding
Source: RefSeq, a predicted model, not a curated record